Messenger RNA from Pelobates fuscus (common spadefoot toad), 1788 nucleotides. It is a transcript of the gene LAMP5, whose product is annotated as lysosomal associated membrane protein family member 5. Gene Ontology annotation, biological process: establishment of protein localization to organelle. Gene Ontology annotation, cellular component: late endosome membrane; plasma membrane; lysosomal membrane. Bases 551 to 1381 code for a protein of 276 amino acids. The record is from RefSeq and is a predicted model, not a curated record. The transcript has 6 exons. Lineage: Eukaryota; Metazoa; Chordata; Amphibia; Anura; Pelobatidae.
AGCCAGCCUGCACUGCAACAUCCUCACUUCUAUCUCCAUCUGAAUUCUCUGUUCUGUAAAUCACAAACCGUGUUUCCAUUUUGUCAGAUCUCUCUGUCAGGCACUGAGGUAGAGUCGGUAAUGUAAAAAUUUGUAGAAUCCCACUUAAUGCUACUUUUCUCUCUAGGCUGACUCACCAGUGACUGAACAUCUAGCCAUACAGUGCAGAGUACUGCAUCCACUAUAUUGCACUUUGUAGAAGCUGUGAUCAGGAGCUAUUUGUGCCUUCAGCACCCUGGACAGUCCCUGCACCUCAUCUCCUGUGCGGAUCUGCUACAGUGUAUCUGAUUCAGGACCCUGGACAGCUCUGUGUGCGUCUGAUCUGUGGAGACUUGUAUCGCAGCACGGAGUCCACUUCAGCACUCUGGACAGCUCCUGUAUCUCUCCUAUGCGAAUUACAGACAGUUUGGGGUCUUCUGUCUAAGAGGACUCAGGUCCCAGCCUGCGACCACUUAAAAGACACACGAUUUGGAUAGCUGGGACCAUUCUCAAAAGCAACUCACCAAAAAGCAUGGAUUUCAUAGGAGACACCACUAUCCUAGGACUGCAACUAUUCAUUCUUAUUUUAUGUAUGAUGGGUCAUAAUGCUGCCGAACAAGAAGUCGAGAAUCUCUCUGGUCUGUCUAGCAAUCCUGAAAAAAAUAUAUUUGCCAUUCGAGAAAACGGGACAACGUGUCUAAUGGCCGAAUUUUCUGCUAGAAUCCUUGUGCCAUAUGAAGUACCUUCCAGCAAUGAAGUGGAUUGGAAUCCAGAAGAAGCGAACAUUCAGUUGCCGAGAGAUACGGAUAUAAAAGGAAAAUGUUGGAGUAAUGAGUCCGAACUACAUUUGUCCUGGGCAGACAAUGCUUAUACUCUAAAGCUGUUUUUCCUAAAGGAUGAUCCAAUGAAACCUUAUUCCAAUAACUGGAAAAUAAAUAAAGUCCAGUUUUCCUACGAUGUUUCAGAGCGCACAAAUUUUAAAACUGGAGCGAGACCUGGGAGGCACACUGCAAGCAGGCAACACCUUUCUCUUAUGGUGACACCAAUUGGAAUGUCCUAUGAAUGUGAAGCCACCGAAAGGAUCAGUCUAACCUCUACUGAUCAAAAAAAAACUGUGACCUUGUUCCUCUCUAAUGUACACAUUCAGCCAUUUGAUAUCCAGAGAGAUUUUGUCUACAGCGAAGAUUACAAAUGCCAAACAGAUCAAAGAAAACAGCUGGAGGAAAUGUUGCCCCUUAUUCUGGGUAUAACCUUGGGACUGGCUAUCGUAAUUAUCCUCGCUGUGUAUCACAUUCAUCACAAGAUGACAGCCAACCAAGUUCAAAUUCCUCGGGACAGAUCUCUGUAUAAACACAUGGGAUAAACAGACUGAUUACAUGCAGGGCACAUUAAAUCAUCAGGUAGAUAAAACUAAUGCACUUUCCCUAUCAUCACGUCCGCUUCUCUGCCCAUAAUCUGUGUAUCAGAAAGUAUUUGUCCCAGCCAGCAUUUGAGGGCAUUUACACAUCAAUGCUAUUAUUGUGCUUUAAACCAUAGUGUAGUUGCUGAGCUCAAUCCCUGUGCUACAAAACACAAUCUUUAAGUCUUUGGACUCCAGUAUUUUACUUUUACUGAUUUUAAAGAGAAAUUAUGUAAUAAAGCACAAUUAUUAUCCUGGAUGUUUGGAAAAAUAACGACAAAAAAUUAUAUAUAACAAAAACGCACAUUAGCAGUUGUUGACUUUUCAUGUAUGACAUAGAACCUAUGCAUGUGUAAUAUUUAUAUUACGAU